Messenger RNA from Serpula lacrymans var. lacrymans S7.9, 1515 nucleotides. RefSeq lists its product as uncharacterized. Lineage: Eukaryota; Fungi; Basidiomycota; Agaricomycetes; Boletales; Serpulaceae. The record is from RefSeq and is a predicted model, not a curated record. Bases 16 to 1422 code for a protein of 468 amino acids. Gene Ontology annotation, cellular component: cytoplasm. Gene Ontology annotation, biological process: phosphatidylcholine biosynthetic process; phosphatidylethanolamine biosynthetic process. The transcript is spliced from 3 exons. Gene Ontology annotation, molecular function: choline kinase activity; ethanolamine kinase activity.
GUGACCUCGUUUUCUAUGUCCCAGCUAUCACCAGAAUUACUUAUAAGCCCCUGCGCAAGCAUAUCUCUGGAAACAUUGAGGAUGCCAUCUGUAUCCCCCUCUCCAAGUCUUUCUGUGCAGUCGACUUCGACCUCUUUCAGCAGUUUACUGGCGGACCCUGAGCCUCAGUUUGGUCUUUCUGCUGACGUCCCAUCUCGUGUAAAUGGAGAAAGCACCUUUCUUGGUGUGAAAGGUCUGCGUCAUGUAAAUGCGAAACUAGAUGCAAGACUAUAUAAAUCCUCUAACUUUGCCACUCAACUACUUGCGAUACUCGUUGCACUGGGCAUCCCUUCAUGGUCAAAGAUUGAAAUACCAGCAUCGGCUGUAAAAAUCUUCAAGGUGUCCGGCUCUCUGACAAAUGCUGUGUAUUUCGUCUCUUGUCCAUCAGAGCCAUCCGUUCGCACUCUUCUGCUACGGAUAUACGGCCCUUCCUCGGGUUCGCUCAUCUCUCGUCCUCGAGAACUUCAUACCCUUCAUGUCUUAUCGUCUGAAUACCGCAUUGGUGCUCGUGUAUACGGUACUUUUCAGAACGGCCGGGUGGAGGAAUAUCUCGACUCUGUGACACUUACUCCGCCGGACCUGCGAAAUAAGCAAAUUAGCUGUUGGAUUGGUGCUCGCAUGGCAGAGUUGCAUUCAGUGGAUAUUGCUGCUGUGUAUAAACCCCCAUCUAUAAAUCAUGUAGGAGGAAGCAGCAGACAUAUAGGUGCAAAGGAUAAUGUAAACUCAUGGGUGUUAUCUGCUCGUGGUGUUCUGGCGUUGCCGGCUGUCUCUCCAAUCGACCGUAAAGCACUCGACAUGGAUUUGUUUUACGAGCGAUGGUCUCAGUACAUCAAGUGGAUAGAACAGACGGAAAAGAUAGAAGGCAAGAGCAAGCGAGUUUUCGCGCACAACGACACUCAGUAUGGUAACCUUCUGAAACUGACCAAGAAGCUUAAGGAAGGAACUCCAGAGCAUUGGCAGAUUGCCGUCGUAGAUUUCGAGUACGCUUCUCCGAAUCCUCUUGCGUUCGACAUCGCGAAUCACUUCCAUGAGUGGACGGCAGACUAUCACUCAUCCACUCCACACAUUCUUGAUCCAUCCCGUUAUCCGACUCUAGAAGAGCGGCGCAACUUCUACUGUGCAUACUUAUCGCACUCUCUGCCAUCCAGUUCUUCUUGUCCACCUGUGCCCACACCAAUAGUAAGCGAAGAAGCCAUCAUGACAUUGGAUCGUCAAGUUCAGAUAUGGAGCGCUGCAUCACACGGUAUGUGGGCUAUCUGGGGCAUCGUGCAGGCAAGAGAUGAUCUAGUGGAAGGUAAUAACGAACCUGAAUUUGACUAUAUCAGUUAUUCACGGUGUCGAAUGGAGCUCUUUUAUAAAGGGAUUGAGGUUCUAGGGAUUUAGUCUGACGAUUUUAUGAUUAGCUUACAAUGGAUUUUAGAUAUGUACAACGUACCGGUAUGAAAAUCAGUUUCAUAUAUAAUACCAUCUACUUUA